UGGAAUUGACAUCAAGCAUGUCUUUAUUUAUGGAUAGAAAGGAUCACAGCAUCGACAGCCAUUUCCGAUGGAAUAGCAUAAAGAAAUUUAUUUACUUGGCGUGCACUUAUUCCACGUGCCUGUAUAAUUUCGACAUAUUUUCAAAGGUGUGCGAGACAGUAAGGAUAUUUGAUUUCGUGUUGUGUGAAGUAACAAUAGGCAUGCCUUAUAUGUGCAUGGAUAGUUUUAUUAAGCAGUAUACAAGGAAAUUAGAUUGUAAUAAAUUUAUGAACCCGCUUCUAAGAGGAAUUGCUUAUGGAUUGUUACUACAAACUGCGUUAUGGACCUUGAUUCAUGCAGGCUAUUUAGCUGACUCUAUCAGGUAUCUCGUGGCGAGCCUUCAAGAGGAACCAUCUUGGACUAGAUGUUACAAAACUGUGGAUAAUAAUUCGAGUUGCAUACCAGCCAGUGAUCUCAUACUUCGAUGUCGACAAAGCAUAAUAACCAAAUUCGACAGCACUUCAGCGCAUUUUAAUUAUCUAAAAUCAUUCAUGUACCUCGACAGAAGUAUCCUUGCUACAAGAUUUUUUGUGAUAGCUCUAGUUUGGAUAUUUAAUUUUUUCUUCGCGACUGUUCAAGAUGAUACGCUUAUAAAGAUCUUCAAAGUAUCGUUCAUCUGUAGAGUAUUUUCAACAUUGAUCGCUAUAUUUUUCAUAUUAAUUUCAACAAAAUAUUAUGCCGUAACAGCCUUCGUUGAAAUAUUGGAUAUAUCGGCGCCACAUUCUUACACGGUGUCUAUGGAUCACAUCGUUUACACGUACGGUAUUGGAUUUCUCGGUCUUUACGAUUUCGCGACGAUGUCACCGUACACAAUGAUUGACAACGCUGUGGUGAUAUUCGCAAUAUUGUUCACUGCUAUAGCGUUCAUCAGGUCGUGGAUUGUAAGGAUAUUGUACAUGGUGCUGACGAAUUGCGUUGAAGUUGAGAUUUCUGUGACACCGCAUUAUCUUUUAUUCGCCAUUUUGCCGUUGAGCACUGAGUUUCUUUACGCUCACAAACUUUAUAUUUUUUAUAUUUAUUCGAAUGUCAUGGUUGCCACGAUGGCUUAUCUUGCUAUGUUGACGUUGACAAUGUCGAAGUUACUCCAUAAUGAGUUUCGCUCCAUCAAAAAUAUUUACAUAGUCGGUAUACUGUGUUUCCUUGGUUUUAGUCUCUCUGUGCCCAUAGUUGUGUCGAUGACGACCAUAGGUCGAGUAAAAGGAUUAAUAUAUGGAUUAAAUGUGGUCGUUUUAUAUCUGGGUGGGUUCAAAGUGGCCAUUGUUAUGUGGGUGUACGGGGUACAGAGGUUUUCAACCGAUAUACACUUUUGGCUCGGCUUCAAGCCAACGAAGUUUUGGGCAAUAUGUUGGAUGUUGUUGCCUAUCGUGCUUUUGAUAUUUUUUAUCAAUAGAGUAUAUUCAAUUACUCAAAUGACUGAUUUGAAGCAAAUAUUGGUGGCCACAGUAUGGAUCGUAUUUUCAGUGAUAACUGUAGCCAUCUUUCACAUAAAAACAAUCGCAAGGUAUAUAGUCAGGAAUAAUUUAGUCGCUGCAUUUAAGUCUAGCAUAAAAUACGGCCCUCCCGAUCCGGAAGAUCGCAAACGUAGAAGAAACUACAACGAAACUGUGAGAUUGAGGCAAUGUAAACACAACUGCAAUAUUUUAGAUGAUGUCAUGGAAUGUAAUCACAUGCCAAUAAUGUUUAAGAGCAGAUCAACGUUAUCGAAGUCAAGUUCCUCCUUAUCGUUGACCAAUAUAUACGAAACUGGAACCAAAAGUAAAAUAAAAUCGACAAGCGGAGUAUUUGAAGUAGAUUCCCACCAUUGAUUUGUGCAAUUAAUAUAGAGUGAACAAGC
Manduca sexta (tobacco hornworm) is the source of this 1873-nucleotide messenger RNA. RefSeq names its product sodium-dependent nutrient amino acid transporter 1. Gene Ontology annotation, biological process: sodium ion transmembrane transport. The coding region runs from base 18 to 1844 and encodes 608 amino acids. The transcript has 12 exons. Lineage: Eukaryota; Metazoa; Arthropoda; Insecta; Lepidoptera; Sphingidae. Gene Ontology annotation, cellular component: membrane. The record is from RefSeq and is a predicted model, not a curated record.